CGGUUAAAACGUUUUCGUCAUUAGAAUGCUUGGUUAUGUAAGGUCAUUAAUAAGAGGGACAUUCAAAUGGUUUUGUCGAUGCUUGUGUCAACUUUAUUAAUAUAGGCUUACUUAGCCAUGAGGAUGAUUGAGAGUAGGUUAGCAGACUCCAGACACAAACUCAUUGAGACAAGCAACAAUAUAGAGAAAGCUACUGCUUUCUGUUCGGAAAAAUACUUGGUAGUUGUUUCACUGCUGAUAACGUAUGAUAGGUUAACCCCGAAAGCAACACACUUGAUGAAAGUUUGGAGUUAGCAACACAAUCUAUAUGCGCGGUAGCUCACGAAGUUAACCGCUUUGCCAGUCAAUUUCUUGAAGCACUUGAGUACCAGUCGUAUCAAACCACUGAUCUGUCAGAUAAAAUUUCCAAGCUGAAGAUGGUAUGCAAUAUUUACUUGGAAAAGGUGGCGCGCAAGGCUGUUGGGUCUUUCACAGUGUCGAGGGUCCCAGUUGUUUAUCAGCAUGAAGGAGUGUUUCCUGAACCUCCACAAAAGUAUAUAAGACAACCAAUCAACUUUUCAAUUUUGGAUAACGUUGGUCAUGGAAUACCCACACAAGAUCCAGUUUCUAAUUAUUAUGGACAGUCAUUCAUUCAAGCUGCUACCCUUACACGACGAGGUAGUUCCUCAGCUAGUGGUCAACUUCCUGGACGACAGCAUAGUACGGUUGCCUGCCGUACAAUGAACUCAAAACCGUGUCUAGAGUACGCAGCACCCACAAAUAAUUUGAGGCCGCAAGUUAGUACAGUUGGGAGGGCAACUGUUAUUUGUCGUGGUGGUAUGUUGCCACCUCAACAAUUCAUAAAUGCCUGUGGUUCUUUAAUGACGCAACAUAUACCCGGUGGAAUCAAUUCGUCUGUUGGCAGCAUAUCAUCAAAUUAUGCUUCAAGUGCAGCUUUUUGUAUGAAUAAUCGUACUGUUAACCCCGAUAUUUUGUGUACAACUAUGAGUAGUGCUCGGUCACGUAAAUCAAGUGGAUCUUCUGGUGCAGGUUCAAAUGCUCCUCAGUAUCACCAUAGUCAUUAUACGCCUGGUCAAACUUAUAUUCAGUCCUCCAACAAUGAACAACUAAUGCAUACUUCACAUGUAACAUAUAAUAAGCCUACUGUCCAAUCUCAGUAUAUGGCUUCACAAAUUUCCCAUGCUGUCGUUAGUGGGACAUCGCAAUCUGCAUACAACAAUAAGGAGGACCGUCAUUUACUCUCUGAUAGGGAUGAAGUAGUUGUAACCGGUCAAACACACCUGCUUCAAAGUCAACAACAGAAUGACCGAAUAACUUCAGUACUAGCAACUGACUCCCCAGAAAUUCUCCACUCUCAGCAACUACUGACCGAACAGCUACCACAAUACCAACAAAAUGUUCGGGAUUCAGUGAUUUACCAAAAACAGUCAACAUUGGAAAUGGACAAAAACAUAAACAAGAUGGGCCAGUUGAAUAUUGCCAGUCAAGCAGUUUCAAGCACGCAGUCGCAACAUCAAACUUUCAAUGAAAAAACAGUCGGUGAACCUGAUGAACACUUAACGAUACCACCUCCUGGCGCAUUUCGCUAUGAUAAUGAACGGGAAUCUCAAGUUAAUCAAAUCAAAGGACAAGAAGUAAAUUUUGGAGAUCCACUGGCUAUGCAGAAUAGUAGAUUAAUACCGAGACAGCCUAGUGACCCCGCAUGGGCACCUGAUUUCUAUAUAGAAAAAGUCAUAACAAUGUACGAGUACGUACGCGAUAAAGAUGAUGAGCUAACAUUUGUAGAGAACCAAAUAAUAUACGUAAUUAAGAAGAAUGAUGAUGGUUGGUGGGAAGGAAUUAUGAAUGGUAAAACUGGAUUGUUCCCAGGAAAUUACGUGGAACCUUUCGAUACGGAAUGAUUAACCCUGGUAACGAAGACAACUUUGACCAAGUAAACCCACGUUAACCUGUCUAAUUAACAAGCCCUGAUUUAACAUAAAUACUUUUUAAUUUUCAAUGGUUAAUUUAUCUAACAAAUUAUAAUCAUCGUCAUCACAAUCAUCUGAUUUUUCAGAACACUGUUCGUCUUCGUUUUCACUCUCAGUGUCUUCAUCAGGGUAGUUUUCCACACAUGUCUGGCGACCAUACUCGUAGCUGCGAACUAAAGCAAAAGAUCGACAUUAAAACAAAUAAAAAAUUUCCUAAAUAUUAAUAUUAUUAUUACUAUCAAAGUCCCGAAUUUAUAUAUCGACAAGAAGCGCUUUGUGUUUUAAACACUUGACAAUACUAGCCAAUACAUUGCUUUUAGUAUAGAAAUCAGUACCUACAUCUGUGAAACAUCUUAACAUAUCAAGUUUGAGAAGAUACAAUUUAUUGCUUAACGGUACCUUAUAGUUUGUAAUUCUAUUACCAAAAAUUACAUUUAACACGUCAAGAUGGGACCUAGUCAUUAUAUUUAACAAAAGUAAACGUUAUUAGACAUAAAUUAAUGGCAGGAUGAUUCGUAAACCAACCAUAGUUCGAGGACGUUUUUUGUGGUAACAUUUUGAAAUGUUUACUCUAUGAAUAUUGGCUAUCGGAGGAGCAACUGCUUUAUUUUUCUUUUGUCAAUUUUUUUGAGUUAGGACAUUUACAUUGCCUUAUCUACUAUAGACACAUUCGUGAUUACUUUGGAUUUCAUUGAACAUGACAGUCUAGUUUUUCAUAUAUUUUAUCACAACUUACCUGAUACACUCAAAUUAUAACUAUCAGUUAAAUCAUGUCCGCAUUUCGGACAAGGAAUAUGCUUUCCACGUUCAUACUUCACACCUUUUCUCUUGCAGUGGUCGUCACAAUAUGUAACUUUACAACGGAGACACGUUUGUGUUCCCAUUUUGUUACAUGAAGCACAUUUAAAGCUCUCACCUUCUAAACGUUGACAGCUUGCCUGAAAUAUUACAUGGGAAAUGAUUAGCUAUGGCAUAAACAUAAAAUCUUACAUAAUAACAAAUUCUGUCAGUUAAUUAAAACUAAAUCAAUGUGUGGGAACUUUGUCAAUGUAUGCAGUUCUUCGUUCGAAAGUUUUAAUAAUGAUAUUUUAAUGUCCAUUUAGUCUUCACUUUGCGUCUUGAUAUAGAUAAUCAUAUGUAACUUUCUACGUUUCAC
Molecule: messenger RNA, 3126 nt
Organism: Schistosoma rodhaini
Lineage: Eukaryota; Metazoa; Platyhelminthes; Trematoda; Strigeidida; Schistosomatidae
Source: the annotation of a GenBank genome assembly